AUGGUGUCCAUGCUCACUAAAACUUGUCAAAUUUUAUUUCAGAAUGGUGUUGAGAUUCAUCAUCAAACAGAAAUAAAGAAAAAUAUGUCAAGCCCUACAACAUUCAUCCUUCUGGGAUUUGGUAAUCUCCUUGAACUGCGAAUCUUCCUCUUUAUAUUGUUUUUUGCCAUCUAUGCUUUGUCUCUUGUUGGGAACCUCCUAAUUGUUUUUCUGGUUGUGUUUGACCAGCAUCUUCAAACCCCCAUGUACUUCUUCCUCAUAAACCUGUCCUUCUUGGAGACUUGCUACAUUUCAACCAUCCUCCCCAGGAUGCUGGUCAGUUUCCUUACUGGGGAUAGGUCCAUAUCCAUUAUGGGAUGCAUCACACAAUAUCAUUUCUUUGGUUUCUUGGCAGCCACGGAAUGCUGUCUUCUGGCCAUGAUGUCCUAUGACCGGUAUUUGGCAAUAUGCAAACCUCUGCACUACUCAACCAUUAUGAAUGGUAGACUUUGCCUCCAGUUAGCAUUCGCUUCUUGGAUAACUGGCCUGUUAACCAACACUAUCAUAACAUCUCUCAUGGUAGAGCUCACAUUCUGUGGGCCCAAUGAAAUUGAUGAUUUCUUUUGUGAUGUAUAUCCAGUGGCAAACCUUUCUUGUAGCAAUACUCACAUAGUAAGAACUGCAGUUUUUAUACUAGGGCUGAUGGUAACAUUACCCCCUUUUCUACUAACUUUGGCCUCCUACAGCUGCAUUAUUUCCACUGUCUUGCAAAUUAAAUCCAAGGUAGCACAGCAAAAGGCCUUCUCCACCUGCUCUUCUCAUCUGAUUGUUGUGUCACUUUUCUAUGGGUCAAUAUUCCUUGUCUAUAUAGUCCCUGAAACAGAAACACUGAAGAGACUACACAAAAUGUUUUCUCUGUUCUACACCAUCCUGACUCCCAUGUUGAACCCCCUCAUAUACAGCUUGAGAAAUAAGGAGGUGAAGGAAGCUCUGCUCCGAUCUGUCAGAAAAUUCAGCAGCAGAGUUUUGUAG
Lacerta agilis (Sand lizard) is the source of this 1011-nucleotide messenger RNA. RefSeq names its product olfactory receptor 2AP1-like. Gene Ontology annotation, cellular component: membrane. The transcript has a single exon. Lineage: Eukaryota; Metazoa; Chordata; Lepidosauria; Squamata; Lacertidae. Bases 1 to 1011 code for a protein of 336 amino acids. Gene Ontology annotation, molecular function: G protein-coupled receptor activity; olfactory receptor activity. The record is from RefSeq and is a predicted model, not a curated record. Gene Ontology annotation, biological process: G protein-coupled receptor signaling pathway.